Lodderomyces theae is the source of this 3240-nucleotide messenger RNA. It is a transcript of the gene CRM1, whose product is annotated as exportin. NCBI's taxonomy places the organism in Eukaryota, Fungi, Ascomycota, Pichiomycetes, Serinales, Debaryomycetaceae. The record is from RefSeq and is a predicted model, not a curated record. Gene Ontology annotation, molecular function: small GTPase binding; nuclear export signal receptor activity. The transcript has a single exon. Gene Ontology annotation, biological process: ribosomal small subunit export from nucleus; ribosomal large subunit export from nucleus; protein export from nucleus. Gene Ontology annotation, cellular component: nucleus; cytoplasm. The coding region runs from base 1 to 3240 and encodes 1079 amino acids.
AUGGAAGCAAUUUUGGACUUUUCUACUGAUCUAGACAUUGCCUUGUUUGAUCAAACAGUAGAUGCUUUUUACAAAGGCUCUGGAGAAAACCAAAAACAAGCACAAUCUGUUUUGAAUCGAUUUCAAGAACAUCCUGAAUCUUGGAAAUUCGUUGACAACAUAUUGUCCAAUUCAAGCAAUCCACAGUCCAAGUACAUUGCAUUGUCAUGUUUGAACAAAUUGAUCCAAUACAGGUGGAAAAUGAUUCCAGAAGAUGAACGGAUUGGAAUAAGAAACUUUAUUGUCAAUAUGAUCAUCUCAUUGUGUAACGAUGACACUGAAUUUGAAACGCAACGUGCUUUAAUAAACAAGAUUGACUUGACUUUGGUUUCUAUAUUGAAACAAGAAUGGCCUCAUAAUUGGCCAGAAUUUAUUCCUGAAAUAGUGGCUAGUUCAAGAUCCUCAUACAAUGUAUGUGAAAAUAAUAUGAUUGUUCUUAAACUAUUGAGUGAAGAAGUAUUUGACUAUAGCCAAGAUCAAUUGACUCAAGCUAAAGCUCAACAAUUGAGGAUAAGUAUGAAGAAUGAGUUUGAGAAAAUUUUCAAGUUGUGUUAUGAAGUGUUGGACAAAACUACAAAAUCAUCAUUGGUUAUCGCCACAUUGAAUGCGUUGUUGAGAUAUAUUCAAUGGAUUCCAUCAAACUACAUUUACCAGACUAACUUGUUGGAUAUCUUGUCUACUAAAUUCUUGGCACCAGUAGACACCAGAGCAAUUGCUUUGAAAUGCUUGACAGAAAUUAGCACUUUGCCAGAGGAAAACACCAAAACAUUACUUUUUUUCAAAAACACCAUGGAACAAUUUUACAGUAUUGUGCCGAUUACAACAAACUUGAAGGAAAGUUAUCGAGUUGCUUCAAGUGCAGACCAAUCAUUUUUGCAAGAUAUGGCCAUGUUUUUGUGUUCAUACUUGGGAAAUCAUUUAUCAGUGUUGGAACAACACGAGGAGGCAAAAGAGCUACUUCAAAAUGCGUUAGUUUAUUUGUUGCAAUUAUCCAGAAUCGAUGAACGUGAAUUAUUCAAAACUUGUUUGGACUUUUGGCAAUUAUUUGUGCAUCAAUUGUUUGUGGAGACUAGGAACUUACCAAGAGACAACUUGAGUCCCAUGUUGCAAUUAUCGUACGGAAGUACCAUUAAAGCAGGCACUUCAGGCGGGGCUCCUGAUCCUACAGAGCUAGCCAAAUUCCCUUUGAGACAACACCAGUAUAGUGAGAUUUUGUCUAGGUUGAGGUUGGUGAUUAUUGAAAAUAUGGCUCGACCAGAAGAAGUUUUGGUUGUAGAGAAUGACGAGGGUGAAAUUGUUCGUGAGUUUGUUAAAGAAAGUGAUACUAUUCAAUUGUACAAGUCGAUGAGAGAAGUGUUGGUAUAUUUGACCCACUUAAACGUGCUCGACACUGAGCAGAUUAUGAUUGAAAAACUUUCGAGACAGCUUGAUGAAAGUGAAUGGUCGUGGCAAAAUAUAAAUACUUUAUGUUGGGCAAUUGGAUCGAUAUCUGGAGCAAUGAAUGAAGAUAUGGAAAAGAGAUUUUUGGUCAAUGUCAUCAAGGAUUUGUUGUCGUUGACGGAAAUGAAAAGAGGCAAAGAUAACAAGGCAGUUGUCGCAUCCAAUAUCAUGUACAUUGUUGGUCAAUAUCCAAGAUUCUUGAAAGCUCAUUGGAAGUUUUUGAAGACAGUGGUAAAUAAGCUUUUUGAGUUUAUGCAUGAAACACAUGAAGGUGUUCAAGACAUGGCGUGUGACACAUUUAUCAAGAUUACCACCAAGUGUAAGCGCCAUUUUGUUGUUAUACAACAAAAUGAACGAGAGCCAUUUAUUAACGAAAUCAUCCGAGAAAUUCAGUCAAUCACUGAAGAUUUACAGCCGCAACAAGUUCACACAUUUUAUGAAGCAUGUGGUAUAAUAGUGAGCUCUCAAACAAACAAAGAAGCUAGGGAUAAGUUGUUGGGUGAGUUGAUGGCAUUGCCCAACAUGGCAUGGUCCUCAAUAAUACAGCAAGCAGGUCAAGAUCCAACGUUGUUGACCAACACCGAGACUGUCAAAAUCAUUGCCAAUAUAAUAAAAACCAAUGUUGCUGUUUGUAAAGCUCUAGGUCCUGGGUUCUACUCACAAUUGGGUGGGUUGUAUGUUGAUAUGUUGUCAUUGUACAAAGCAGUUUCCACAAUGAUUUCGGAUGCAGUUGCCAAGGAUGGAAUCAUUGCCACCAAAACACCAAAAGUUCGUGGGUUGAGAACUAUAAAGAAGGAGAUUUUGAAAAUGAUUGAAACUUAUAUAAACCAGGCCGAAAACUUGGAGGAAAUUGUUCGAGACUUGACGUCAUCAUUGUUUGCGGCUGUUCUAGACGAUUACAGCUCGAAUGUGCCUGACGCUAGAGAUGCCGAGGUUUUAAGAUGUAUGACUGCUUUGGUUGCCAAGGUUGGCCAUUUGAUACCCGAUGGGGUUGUGUUGAUUUUGCAAAAUGUGUUUGAAUGUACUUUGGAUAUGAUCAAGAAUGAUUUUGUUGAGUAUCCUGAGCAUAGAGUUGAGUUUUACAAGCUUUUGAAGGAGAUCAAUGCCAAGUCAUUCCAAGGCUUGCUACAAUUGUCAGGAGAAGCAUUCCAAUCAUUGAUCAAUGCCGCACUUUGGGCUUUCAAACAUAAUAAUAGAGAAGUUGAAGAUAAUGGGUUGUCGUUGACUUUGAACUUGAUUGAAAAUGUCGAGAAUUUGGGUGAUACUCCCUUCACCAAGGCGUUUUAUGAAAAUUUCUAUUUCCAAAUCUUGUCGGACACAUUGUAUGUUUUCACCCAACCCGAUCACAAGGCUGGUUUCAGAUACCAAUCGCAAUUACUAGCACAAUUGAUACAUUUAGUCGAGGAUAACGUCAUCAAGUAUCCACUUUACACACCGGAUCAAGCGCCAGAGGGAACGACAAACUCUGAUUUCUUGAAGCAAUAUCUUUCACAAUUGUUAUCAUCGGCAUUUGAUAAUUUGCAACCGGAACAGUUGACCAGUUUCUUGAAGGUUAUAACUUCAGUAUAUGACGAUUUGUUCAAGUUUAAAGCUACAUUGAGAGAUUUCCUUGUGCAAUUGAAGCAGUUUGGGGGUGAUCCUACUGAUUAUUUGUUUGCUGAGGAUAAAGAAUUGGAAAAGAUUGAAAGCGAUCGUAAACAAAGAGAAAAAGAUUUGCAAGUAGGUGGGUUGAUUAGACCAUCCGAGUUGGAUGAUGAUUGA